Anguilla anguilla (European eel) is the source of this 3487-nucleotide messenger RNA. RefSeq lists its product as uncharacterized. The coding region runs from base 574 to 3303 and encodes 909 amino acids. Lineage: Eukaryota; Metazoa; Chordata; Actinopteri; Anguilliformes; Anguillidae. The record is from RefSeq and is a predicted model, not a curated record. The transcript is spliced from 8 exons.
GGCGUUUUCGGGGUUAGUUUGAAAAGGCACCGCGGGUCCGGCGAGCCACUGACUAUGGCUCAAGAAACGAGUUUAUGUAUCUUAUCGUAAAAAUGGAAAAAGUUAGUUUAGACACCCCAGUCGACAAUUUCGUCUGGUGGCUUUAUUUAUGGCCUGUGGACUUAUUUUCAGAGGCGCCGGCUGGAGAUAUGUCUCUGGCCUGCAAUAACUGCAUACUAAUCAAAACAAUUGCGUGGAGGAAGGUGACCAUCACCGUGGACCGCCGAGACGGGAAAGAAACUGCUGAAACAGAAACAGGACCGCAUAAGUCCUCCGAAGGUUACCAUGACGGCUGCAAAAAAGGACGCACCUGGAAAUAGCGGCGACAUUUUUGGUGAAAACUGGUUUGCAAGGAGUACAUACAAGAUCUGAGAACAGGAACUGCAGAAAGCCAUUCGCUGUCUAACAUAGGGAACAUCCAUUAAGAGAACCCAUGACUUAAUUACCAUCCCAAAAUGUCAGACUCUCCACUCUGUUAUCCAGUAAUAAGGCUGAAGAUAAAAGUUCCUCAGAGCUUCAGGUGGCAGGUUGAAAAUGUCUGAGUUUUUUAUGGAGUGUGAGGAGGAGGAGCUAGAACCAUGGCAAAGGAGCAUCCCAGAAAUUAAUCUGGUGGAUGAUGAUGCCGACGAUGAUGAACCCGUUUUUGUUGGAGAGAUCCGUAACUCCGAAGUGACUCCAAACACCAGACCAAGUCCCGCUCCUGUCGUAAAAGCUGUCAACCAGCAGGGGGGGGGCGGGGCCGGGGCCACCGUACCAACGUCCCCCCAAAGGCCCCCACAGGCCACGGCCGGUGCUCAGCCCAUCUCCUGCACCUCCUCCGGGCCCAUAUUGCCCCAACCCGCCUCCUGCAGCUCCUCUGGGCCCAUAGUGCCCCAGCCCGCCUCCUGCACCUCCUCCGGGCCCGUAGUGCCCCAGCCCGCCUCCUGCACCUCCUCCGGGCCCAUAUUACCCCAGCCCGCCUCCUGCAGCUCCUCUGGGCCCAUAGUGCCCCAGCCCGCCUCCUGCACCUCCUCCGGGCCCAUAGUGCCCCAGCCCGCCUCCUGCACCUCCUCCGGGCCCAGAGUGCCCCAGCCCGCCUCCUGCACCUCCUCCGGGCCCAGAGUGCCCCAGCCCGCCUCCUGCACCUCCUCCGGGCCCAGAGUGCCCCAGCUCGCCGUCAGGGCGACAGCGCAGUCCGUCACCAAGUCUUUACUCAUUACUGUGGCGUCUCGGCCUGGGUCCCUUCCCACCGUCACACGGCCCGUGUCCCACGCCCUAUCCGCACAGUCUCCCCGGACCAUAAUCAUCAACAACCAGGGCUACAUAGUGACGUCUCCCCAAAUAGCCAACAACUCUACGUUCAUCGCUUCUCUUGGAAAUCAGUAUCCACCUGGAACAUCUUUCACUGUUCUUCCAGCUGGGCAGCAGUUGCUGCCGCAGGUGACUCCUGCGAAGGCUGUACCAGGGGUGGUCCGCAGGCCCCAGGUGCAACUGAUACAGAACAGCAUUGUCACCCUGGCCAACGUGCAGAGCCCUCCGCAGCCAAAGCAGCCGGCUGCGCAGUUCAGCCCUACCAAGCUGCAGCCUCUACAAAUGAACGCGGCCACACUUCAGCCCAUACAAGUGCAGGGUAUUAUGGGAAAAGGAGCGCAGACUGAAGCGUUGAGCAGCCAGGCGAGCGCGAGCGAGGAGCUGAAGAGGAUCGUGUUGGAAAGCGCGCGUCGGCACGGGGCGCCCCUCAUACCCUGGGUGGGGACUUUCGGCCGCGGAAGCUGCCAGCUCGAGAGCUUCUUCGACCAGAUCAACCGCAGACCCGAGUUCGCCGACCACCCGCUGCGGGACCCCUACAGGACGACGGCCUACUGGAGGAACCGGCUGGCGGACGCGCUCGCGCAGUGCGCGGAGGCGCGGGCCCUGUCCGGCCUGUCUGAGGGGGCGUGGGGCGAUUUCCUGCAGCCGCUCAGGACGUCCGGCGCGUGGCCGUCCGACGUCGGCGACUACGUCCUGCCUGGGUUGGCUCACCUGUUCAGAGUGCACGUGCUCGUUUACCAGACCUUCUACAACCCGCGGCAGCCCACCCCGAUCGUGGUCGUCCCCGCCACGGUCUUCGGGGCCGAGCCCUUCGGCCGCAACCCGGUCAUUCUCGGCUGGAACUCCAGCCGCUACGAGAAUUUCGUUUGCACCUCCGACGAGUCCCUGAGGAGGACGGCGGAGCUGGUGGAGGAGUGGAGGAGCGGCGCCUACGCCGUGUCCGUUCACGACGUCCCCUCUCUGCAUCGGCAGUGGGAGCAGGCCGAGGAUGAGAGGAGGCAGAGCGCUUGCAAGGAGGAGGACCCGGAAAAAACAGAACGUAACGCGGUGGACUCUGAUUGGCCCGUUCCGCGCCUGAGGUGCAGGGGAUGCAGUAGAGCAUUUAAACGUAUCAUCCCUCAUCUUGAAAGUAAAGGCGGUUCGGCGUGCAGACAGCAUUACUCCGAACAGGAAAUUAGCCGUCGCAAAGCCGCCAUAAGCCAUCACAAAGCGGCCCUGGCGAGGGCAAGACACAUACGGUACAUGGAGAAAAACACAGAUGAGGUAAGAGAUGGGUACAGGUGCAGGGUGUGCAAUAGAACGUUCAGGCGUAUCAUUUCUCAUCUUCACAGCAAAGGUGGUUCGGCAUGCAGGCAGCAUUAUUCGGAACAGGAGAUAAGCCAUCACAAAGCGGCCAUGGCAAGGGCGAGGAAAAGACGAUACAUGGAGAGAAACAUCGAUAAAGUGAGAGACGGCAACAGAGUCAGUGUUUCAAAGAGGAGAAAACUCGAACCGGACAAAGUGAGAGAGCAGAACAGAGCUGCCUCUUCCAAGAGAAGAAAACUCCAACCAGACAGAGUGAGAGAGCAGAACAGAGCUGCUUCUUCCAGGAGAAAACAACUCCAACCAGAAAAAGUGAGAGAGCAAAACAGAGCGUCUUAUUACAAGAGAAAACAACUCCAACCAGACAAAGUGAGAGCACAAAACAGAGCGUCUUAUUACAAGAGAAAACAACUCCAACCAGACAAAGUGAGAGCACAAAACAAAGUGUCCCGUUACAGAUACAGACUUAAUCAUCCCGACAGGAUAUCUCACCAGAGGAAAAUGUACUAUAUCACACAGAAGAGGAGGCAGAACAUUUGCAAGGAGGAGGACCCGGCAGGGAUGGAACACAACACGGUGGACUCUGAUUUGCUCAUUCCAGACCUAGGAUGCAGGGGACGCACCGAUAUCACUUUUUCACUCCCGAUUCCGAUCCCGGUCCAUGAACUUUGAGUAUCGACCGAUACGAUACGAUACUAGCGUUUUUUUUUUUUUUCUCCUUUUAUUUCUCCCGUAUACAAACCCUGGUUCAUUCUUGCUUCUAAACGAGUAACACCCAAGUAUGGAAAAGUUGAACACCCCAUUUCCUAACUUUGUAAAUGGUUAGAAAUAAAAGUGAUAAGAGCAUGACUGAAUU